Messenger RNA from Aureobasidium melanogenum CBS 110374, 1674 nucleotides. RefSeq lists its product as uncharacterized. Lineage: Eukaryota; Fungi; Ascomycota; Dothideomycetes; Dothideales; Saccotheciaceae. The transcript is spliced from 4 exons. Gene Ontology annotation, molecular function: alpha-1,6-mannosyltransferase activity. The record is from RefSeq and is a predicted model, not a curated record. Gene Ontology annotation, biological process: protein N-linked glycosylation. Gene Ontology annotation, cellular component: endoplasmic reticulum membrane. The coding region runs from base 1 to 1674 and encodes 557 amino acids.
AUGUCGCGCCAACUCGUUGAUGUCGUCCUGGCUGGGCUGUUACCCUUGACCAUCUUCGUACAUCUUUAUCUCGCUCCUUUUACUAAAGUGGAGGAAAGUUUCAACAUACAAGCUAUUCACGAUACUUUGAUUCAUGGCAUUCCAACAAGCAAUCCUGCUGCCUUCUUCAAAUCGCAUUAUGACCACUUCACCUUUCCCGGUCCUGUGCCUCGCACUUUUGUUGGUGCUGUCGUCAUGUCCGGCUUGACUAGACCUUUGCAGAUAAUCUUCAACAUGUUACCGACCGAAGGCAUUGACAAGUUUAAUUUUCAGAUUGUUGCCAGAGGAGUGCUUGGACUGCUGAAUGCAGCAGCUCUCAUCCGAUUCAAGCGCGCAAUCGACACAGCAUACGGCAAAGUGGCAGGAAGAUGGUACAUCAUACUUCAAGCCUCGCAGUUCCAUGUCAUGUUUUACGCAUCACGCACCCUGCCCAACAUGUUUGCUUUCAGCAUUACAACCUUGGCGUUGGCCAGUCUUAUCUCUGCUCAGGCAGUUGCGACACGCACUGAAAAGAGCUCCAAGCGCAGGCGUCUAGCUCUCUACCUUCUUACCGCUUCAGGCAUCAUUUUCCGAUCAGAGAUAGCUAUUCUGCUGGCCAUGCAAACUCUAUACUUGCUGCUUCAAGGUCGCACUUCUUUGCUCAACGAGGUCAUUCCUGCUGGACUCUGUGGCGUGAUCAUUGGACUUGGUAUAACUGUCUCGGUAGAUUCUUACUUCUGGCAACGCUUCCCAUUGUGGCCAGAGUGGAUCGGCUUCGUCUACAACACCAUUCAAGGGAAAUCCUCCGACUGGGGUGUGAGUCCAUGGCACUACUACUUUGUCAAUGCCAUCCCUCGUCUUUUACUGAAUCCAAUUUCUUGGUCUCUCUGUAUUCCUCUUGCUCUGGUCAAUCGCGCAACCCGCAAAUCCAGCUUGGACAUUAUCAUACCUCUCCUCGCUUUCGUGGCUAUUUACAGCAUCCUGCCCCAUAAGGAGUGGCGCUUCAUCAUCUACAUCAUCCCAGGACUUACCGGUGUAGCAGCUGCAGGAGCAUCGUGGAUAUGGACUCGCCGAUUCAAGACCUUUAUCUACCGCCUCCUGAGUUUGGGCCUCAUCUGCUCGACUUUGCUGUCUUUCGCAGGUAGCUUGAGCUUGCUCUACAUCUCCAGCUUGAACUAUCCCGGCGGCGAAGCUCUCACACGUCUUCACGAAAUCGUGCCAAGCGGUAGCGGUAGACAAGGCCAGGCAUGGGUGUACAUGGACAACUUGGCCUGCCAAACUGGUGUCACACGUUUCCUGGAGAAAGAUGCAGGAUCAACAUUCAUGUACGACAAGACGGAGAACCAGACAACACUCUUGGACCCUGGCUUCUGGCAGAAAUUCGACUAUGUGCUUGCCGAAGACCCUAAGCGCAUCAUCGGCAGCUGGGAGGUCAUGGAAACGGUAUAUGGGUACUCUGGCAUUGGUCUUGGUAGAUUGGCGGCAGAUCAAGACAGUGCGCCUCCUCUUUCAGCGCGCGGUGUCUUCACUCAACCUCUGAACAUGCUGCUUCAGACAUACAAUAUGGUCGCACGAACAGCAAGCCAGAAGCUGACUGGUGGGCGAUGGCCCGUCGUCAAGAUGGAACCAAAGAUCUACAUCUUGAAAGCACAAUAA